This is a messenger RNA of Lachancea lanzarotensis, 927 nucleotides long. RefSeq names its product LALA0S01e16006g1_1. Bases 1 to 927 code for a protein of 308 amino acids. The transcript has a single exon. Gene Ontology annotation, cellular component: cytosol. Gene Ontology annotation, molecular function: aldose reductase (NADPH) activity. NCBI's taxonomy places the organism in Eukaryota, Fungi, Ascomycota, Saccharomycetes, Saccharomycetales, Saccharomycetaceae. The record is from RefSeq and is a predicted model, not a curated record.
AUGUCUACUGUUUUGAAAACCUGUACUGCUACUGCUACUUUGAAUACUGGAUCCAAGAUCCCACUUCUGGGUCUAGGAACUUGGCGUUCGACCAAGGACAAAGGAUAUGCUGCUGUUCGGAAAGCUCUUGAUGCUGGUUACCGCCAUAUCGAUUCUGCAGCGGUAUGCAUGAACGAGCAGGUUAUUGGCAAAGCGAUUCGAGAUUCUGGGAUUCCAAGAAAUGAGGUGUUCGUCACUGCCAAAUUGUGGAGUACUCAGCAUCGCCAGCCGGGGAAAGCACUUGAACAAUCAUUGGACAGACUGGGACUUGACUACGUGGAUUUGUACAUUAUGCAUUGGCCUCUAGCGUUCAAGACUGACCGUCUCAGCUCAAAAAACUAUAUGGUUAUCCCAACCAAUGCCGAAAAAAAGCCUGACGUGGACACUGAUUGGAAUCAUGUAAAAACCUGGGAAUUGAUGCAGUAUUUGCCUAAAAGAGGUGGUACAAAAGCGAUUGGAGUUUCUAAUUGUUCCAUUAGGCAUCUAAAGGAAAUUUUAGACUCACAGGGCAAUAAAAUUGUUCCAGCUAUCAAUCAAAUCGAAGCACACCCUUUUCUUCCACAAGACGAUAUGCUUGAUUUUUGUCACGAUAAAGGCAUAAUUAUGGAAGCGUACUCACCUUUGGGCUCCGAUGGAGCUCCUUUUCUAAAAGAGCCAGUCGUUAGAGAAAUCGCGAAACGCUACCAUGUGGACACCGCCCAGCUACUUAUUAGCUGGGGCUUACAAAGAGGAUACGUGGUUUUACCGAAAUCCACUAACUUGGAAAGAAUCGUGUCCAACUCGCAAACCUUCGAACUUGCAAAGGAAGACUUUAUAAGACUUCACGAACUUGCCCAAGAGAGAGGAACAAAGAGAGUUCAUAGUCCACCGUGGUUUUUUUUUGAAUGA